AUGGCGUCCCGCUCAUCUAGAUUGCUGCCGGCCCUGAGGACGACUCGGCGGCAGGCUCUGCUCAACACGACGCGCUGCGCAGCUCAGCUUCCCGUCACGGCGGCUCCACUACGAUGCCUCAGCACAACCGUCUCACGGUCCGCUUCGGAGCAGGCUUCGGGUCUCAAGCAGAUCAAGCUGACGUCCGACUCGUAUCCCGACGUGAAGCGCGACGCGAGGUUCGGCCAGGUCACGCCGGAGCAUGUCGCAUUUUUCAAAGACGUGCUGGGUCCCUCUGACCUCCAGGCUUUCAACGAGGACUGGAUGCGCAAGUACCGCGGCCAGAGCAAGCUCUUGCUCAAGCCUGCGUCGACGGAGGAGGUCAGCAAGGUCCUCAAGUACUGCAACGACAACAAGCUGGCCGUCGUGCCCCAGGGCGGCAACACGGGCCUCGUCGGCGGCUCGGUGCCCAUCUUUGACGAGAUCAUCAUCAACAUGAGCCGCCUGAACAAGAUUCAGUCGUUUGACGACGUCAGCGGCACGCUCGUCGUCGACGCCGGCGUCAUUCUCGAGACGGCCGACCAGUUCCUCGCCGACAAGGGCUACAUCUUCCCGCUCGACCUCGGGGCCAAGGGCUCGUGCCACGUCGGCGGCAACGUGGCCACCAACGCCGGCGGCCUGCGCCUGCUGCGCUACGGCAGCCUGCACGGCAACGUGCUCGGCCUCGAGGCCGUGCUGCCCGACGGCACCGUCGUCGAGGACCUCUGCACGCUGCGCAAGAACAACACGGGCUACGACCUCAAGCAGCUCUUCAUCGGCGGCGAGGGCACCGUCGGCAUCAUCACCAAGGUGUCCGUCAUCUGCCCGCAGCGGUCGAGCGCCGUCAACGUCGCCUUCUUCGGCCUCGCGUCCUUCGACAAGGUGCAGCAGGCCUUCAAGGCGGCCAAGGGCCAGCUGUCGGAGAUCCUGUCGGCCUUUGAGCUCAUGGACGCCGGCAGCCAGCAGCUCGUGCACCGCGUGCGGCGCGACGCCAAGCGGCCCCUCGACGACGAGCACCCCUUCUACUGCCUCGUCGAGACGAGCGGGUCCAACGGCGACCACGACUACGAGAAGCUGGAGACGUUCCUCGAGCACGUCAUGUCCAACGACAUCGUGUCGGACGGCGUGCUCGCGCAGGACGAGACGCAGGCCAAGGCCCUCUGGAGCUGGCGCGAGGGCAUCCCCGAGUGCCUCGGCCACUGGGGCGGCACGUACAAGUACGACGUGUCCAUCCCCAUUGCCGACAUGUACAGGCUCGUCGAGGACACGAACGAGCGCAUGCGCGCGGCGGGCCUCGUCGGCGACACGGACGAGUUCCCCGUCGUCGGCGUCGUCGGCUACGGCCACAUGGGCGACUCGAACCUGCACCUCAACGCCGCCGUGCGGCGGUACGAUCCGCGCGUCGAGGAGGUGCUCGAGCCGUUCGUCUACGAGUGGAUCCAGAAGCGCAACGGCAGCAUCAGCGCCGAGCACGGCCUGGGCGUGGCCAAGAAGAAGUUUAUCGGCUACAGCCGAUCCGACAGCAUGAUCGGCCUCAUGAAGGGCAUCAAGAACCUCUAUGAUCCGAAUGGCAUCAUGAACCCGUACAAAUACAUCUGA
Verticillium dahliae VdLs.17 is the source of this 1617-nucleotide messenger RNA. Its product is annotated as D-lactate dehydrogenase. Gene Ontology annotation, molecular function: catalytic activity; FAD binding. Bases 1 to 1617 code for a protein of 538 amino acids. The transcript has 3 exons. The record is from RefSeq and is a predicted model, not a curated record. Gene Ontology annotation, cellular component: mitochondrion. Lineage: Eukaryota; Fungi; Ascomycota; Sordariomycetes; Glomerellales; Plectosphaerellaceae.